This is a messenger RNA of Capsicum annuum, 576 nucleotides long. Its product is annotated as cyclin-A2-2-like. NCBI's taxonomy places the organism in Eukaryota, Viridiplantae, Streptophyta, Magnoliopsida, Solanales, Solanaceae. The transcript has 6 exons. The coding region runs from base 1 to 576 and encodes 191 amino acids. The record is from RefSeq and is a predicted model, not a curated record.
AUGGAAAGUGUAAGUGUGAUAAGUGCAAAAGAAGUUAAACUUUGUGAAGAUGCGGAGGAGGAGGUGAUUGGUGAAAAGUUAGGGAAAGAGGAAAUUGAUAGAGAUAUUUUGGCACGGAUCUUAAGUAGUGUUGAGAAGACCGGUGAAAUGGUAGUAAAAAUGGAAAGUCGGGUUUUGAAUUUUGUGGGCAUUAAACUUGCUGCUCCAACCAUAAAAAAAUUCCUGAGAAGAUUUGUUCAAGCAGCCCAGGCUUCUUAUGAGGUUCCCUCUGUUGAACUGGAAUUCAUGGCAAACUAUUUACCAGAGCUAACACUUGUUGAAUAUGGUUUUCUUAAGUUACUUCCAUAUGUUACUGUUGUAUCAGCUGUAUUUCUUACCAAAUGGACACUUGAUCAAUCUAACCACCUAUGGAAUCAAACUUUGGAGCACUACACCAGAUAUAAGGUGUUAGAUCUAAAAACUAUAGUUUUUUUACUGCAUGAUUUACAGAUGAACACCAGUAGAAGAACCCUAAAUGUUAUCCAUGAAAAGUAUAGACAACUAAAGGUAAGAAACUGUAUUGCAAAUUUACAUUAA